AUGGUGGUCGUCGGCCAGCAGCUGCUGGCCUUGGGCCUGAACGGUGGCAUGAACAGCGUGACCCUCAUCCAGGUGCCGGACGAGCCCGACGGCUUCCUCAGCGCCGACCAGCUCAACUGGUCGAUAGCCGCCACGGCGCUGGGCGCCGUGCUGGGCAGCGUGCUGAGCGCACCGGUGCUGUUCAUCGUGGUAGGUGUGGUGCCCGCCGCACUUUGUCUCUUCGGUCUCGUCUUCCUGCCCAACUCGGCCAAGUGGCUGCUCUCGCGCAGCCACUCGGAGGAGGAAGCCUUGCGCUCCAUCCGGUUUUUCCGUGGCGCGCAGGUGGACGCCGCUGCCGAGGUGCGCACUAUUCACGAUUCACUGCAAGACGAGCGUGGAGACGGCGCCGCACUGCCCGUGUGGACCCUGCUGCGGCAGCGGGUCACGCUGCACCCGCUGCUGCUGGCCUCCGUCCAGAUGGUGUUAUACGUCUGGUGCGGCGGCGCCACGCUGGUGCUCAUCACCGCCUUCGUGCUGGCGCCUGUGCGGCUACCGCUAAGCGAGUACCAGCGAGCCACGCUGCCGGCCGCGCUCGUCUGCGUCCCCAGCGGCAUUAUUAUCGAGAGAUACGGACGUCUACCGGUGUUACGUCUGGGCGGCGCGCUCUCCACCGUCGGCUGCGCCAUGAUCGCCGCGUACUUCUUUCUCGCAGCGGAGUCGCAGGAGCGUCUCGGCUGGAUUGUGCUGGCGGGCGCAGCCCUGGCGGCGGUGGCCUAUGUUGGCUUGCUCGGCAAUGUCGCAUUCAGCUACGCCGCAGAGCUGCUGCCCAACAAGACGCGCACCUUGGCCUCAAACAUCGUCAUCACUGUCCUAACGUUCGCCUGCUACCCGACGGGACGGCCCCUCCGCGCGCCCUUCCGCCUGACGUGCUGGCGGUGCCGCUUCCGGGCCCAGGGUCGCGUUCGUCAGUGCGUGCUGGGCGACGCCCUGUGCGUGUUCGUCGUGCCGCAGCUCGUUUAG
Pollicipes pollicipes is the source of this 999-nucleotide messenger RNA. Its product is annotated as sugar transporter ERD6-like 7. The record is from RefSeq and is a predicted model, not a curated record. Gene Ontology annotation, cellular component: membrane. Gene Ontology annotation, molecular function: transmembrane transporter activity. Gene Ontology annotation, biological process: transmembrane transport. The transcript is spliced from 3 exons. Bases 1 to 999 code for a protein of 332 amino acids. NCBI's taxonomy places the organism in Eukaryota, Metazoa, Arthropoda, Thecostraca, Pollicipedomorpha, Pollicipedidae.